Messenger RNA from Chrysoperla carnea, 413 nucleotides. RefSeq lists its product as uncharacterized. NCBI's taxonomy places the organism in Eukaryota, Metazoa, Arthropoda, Insecta, Neuroptera, Chrysopidae. The record is from RefSeq and is a predicted model, not a curated record. Bases 8 to 382 code for a protein of 124 amino acids. The transcript has 3 exons.
AAUAAAAAUGAUUCGUGGCUUUGUUUUACUUAUUUUAUUUAUUUACUUAUUUUCAAACUUACUAUACGAUAUACAAACAGCAUCUCCGAAGUCUAAAGACGAAAUAAGAAGACUAAUUAAACAAUGUAACAAGGAUAAGAGAGGGAAUGCACGCUUCUGCAAAAUGUCCGUUUGUGAGUCAUCUGAUAGAUUUGCUGAAUAUGGUUGUGUGUCUCCUUGUCAGUCUUGUUGGAUCAAGGAUAUCAACCAAACGAAAUGUACACGAAAAUCUUACGAGAAGAGGUGCAAAACAGGAUGUGCAUGUCCUGAUGAAUAUUGUUUUAAUUGGUUAUAUUCACGAUGUGAACCUAGGGUCAACUUUACGGGUAUAAGAAAUAAAUAAAUGCACAAAAAGUUCAUGAAUAAUUUUUCGU